Molecule: messenger RNA, 684 nt
Organism: Pieris macdunnoughi
Lineage: Eukaryota; Metazoa; Arthropoda; Insecta; Lepidoptera; Pieridae
Source: the annotation of a GenBank genome assembly
AUGUCCUGUUUAUAUAUGUAUACGAAUCAAGAACAUAUAGAAAGAUUAGAAGACGUGCUAGCUUAUAGAACAGAAAGUCCAAAGAAAACUCAACGCGAAGUUGAGGAGACAAAUGCGAGCAAGCAGUCACAAUUCCUCCACUUCGUCGAAGAAACGUUAAUACAGCACACUGAAGCAUUAGAAAGUAUUUUUAAAACAGCAGCAAACAACGAGGAAUUGUUAAGGGAACUGAUAGAAAAUUUUUCAAACAACAUGGAUCAGUCUAAAAUGCCUGAAAAGAUCGAGGAACAUCAACCAACGAGGAGGAGCUCCAAUGUAGAUUCAGAGAACUCCCUGGUAAAAUUUGGAAAAGGGUUUCCAACUUAUGGAAGCAUGUUAAAAGACAUAAUAAUGCGGAGGUUUGAACCAGAUGAAACGCCAAAAGCACUUGUUGAACAUUCCAUAGAGACCCGUCGAGAUAAUGGAAGAAACCCGCUAAUAACUCAAAGUAAAAAUUAUCGCAGUCCGAGUCCGUGGUGUUCCAUCGCAGUACUAUGCCACAGGAAAUUUAACCCUAUUUGUGGAUACGAUGACAAUUUUGGAUAUGGAAAAUUUGACGAUCUUUGUCAUAUGUUACAAGUUAACUGCUAUUGGAAAUACAAUUUUGCGCUCGUGCCGUCUUGCAGACCAAUAAUGAAAAAGUAA